This is a messenger RNA of Metopolophium dirhodum (rose-grain aphid), 2397 nucleotides long. RefSeq lists its product as uncharacterized. The transcript is spliced from 2 exons. Lineage: Eukaryota; Metazoa; Arthropoda; Insecta; Hemiptera; Aphididae. The record is from RefSeq and is a predicted model, not a curated record. The coding region runs from base 1097 to 1936 and encodes 279 amino acids.
GAUUGAUUGCCUAUCUUACAUGUUUUGUAUACAAAUUACCCACUUCACAUAAUGAAUUAUUCAAUCAUUAAAAUAAUAAUUAUAUAAUUUCUUAUUUCCAACUUAUGUGUAUUUUUGUACUGAAUACUAUAGUGGAACUAGAAGUUCAAGACAACACUUAAAAAAACGUUUAGAAUAAUUUUUGUUGGAACACAACUCACAAUAUUCCAAGUAUUGAGAAAAAAAAAUAUAUUUAAUUUUAUUCUUGGUUCCACCAUCAUUUUCAGCACUAAAAUACACUUAUGAUUAAACAAUAUUUAUAAAAUACAAUUAAUAAUUUAUCAAUAUAAUUUAAUUUGUUGAUUCAUUGUGUGAGUGGAUAGUAUUUACAUGACGUAUGAGAUAGUAGAUUACACAGCAUCUGGCCCAAUAACAACAUGCGCUUUUAAAUUUCUCAAUAUUUCAUAUUGCACUAAUGUGAAGUAACUAAUUGAUUAAGUUUCUCCAUAACGGAUUUCUUAUGUAUGUAGAGAUUUCAUUGUAAUUACUUAUAUUAUUUUCCAAUAAUAUGGUAAUUUUAGAUGAACAUUAGAUAUGACUAAAAUAUUUCUAUAACAUUUUAGUCUAAAAUGUUGGAAUAUUUAAAUUUAUGUUAGAAUGUUACCAUGUUACCUAUGAUUUUGGUAUACAUAUAAUGUAGGGUUAUAUUAUGUAAUUAUUUAAGUGUGACAUUUUUAAUUAAUUUUUACAUUGUUUGAACAUAGGUAAGCGGCAUGCACUAAGUAAUAUAAGAAUGUUGUAUCUGUUCGAUGAAUUAAUUAAGUUAUGAAGAAAUAAGUAUUUAAACUGAUUUGUAUAAAGUAUUACAUAGUACAUACUUUAGUAUAUAAAAAUUUAAAACAAUUUUUUUAACUUUUGGAAUCUGAGCGUUUUGUUUUCUUUGUUAUAUUUUAAAUAUCUAUGAUAUUAUAACCGUAACAUUUAUUCAAUUUUUGUUUUUUAAUUCAAAAUAUAUUUAGGUCAAUCUUGUACAUGUCAAAAACAAUUUGUGCAACAAUACAAAGGCAACAAGAAAAAUGAAUCUCCGCUACAACGUCCAUUGGAGAAUAUAAAUGAAAUGUUAAGCUGGAUCAAAAUGAAGAAACGUCGUUUGUUUGAUGAAAUUUAUACAAGCCAAACACCUUUAAAUGAUAUACAAUCAAUGAAUAGUAAGAGUGAUACAUUCAGAGACCUGCCAAAGGAAAGUCUAAACUAUGUAGGACUACCAAAUUCAUUUUAUAAUAGUACACUGAAAGUGUUAGAGGAAUAUGUAAGAGAUAAAAAACAAAAAAAGAGUAAAUCAAACAAUAAUAACAAAUGGAUUAAUAUAGAAUUGAUGAGAUAUAUAUGCAAUUUAUUAAAAAUGUCGCCUAACGAAAUAGAUAAUCUUUCAGUGUCGUCAAACUCUGGUAUUCAAUUAGAACAAAGUAUUUUAGAGAUUUCCAAAUCCAAUUUGGAGUAUCACAAAGACAUUUUAAAUUAUAUAUCAAAGUGUUUGGACAGUAAUCUGAGUGACAUUAGUCGAGACCAGGCUUUUAGUUCGCCUCAAUACAUCGGUUUGUUAGAUAAGCUAUAUAAGCUUGCCGAUUAUUAUACAGAGAAGGCACAAGAAAUGCGGAACAUUUGCUUAGAGUCUCCCAGGGUCGAGAUUAAUAGCUUGGAUGAAGAUGCCGUCGAACAAAUUACAGAGGAUAAUCCCAGUUUAACUUCAGAAUUGUCUGUUGAUGGAGCAUAUGUUUUGGAUCAUUUGCGUACACUAUUAGAACAAAGAGGGUUAAUUUGUGCUGAUAGAGAAUGGCCUAUUUUUGGAAAAGAUGACGAAGAUGAUAGCAGAAGCUUAACGGAUCAGCUUCUGGAUAUUAAACCACAAAUUAAAUCUAAAGAUAUUAAAGUAGAACGUUCCGAAAAAGGUAGCUAAUAAUAUUUAUAAUGAAAAUAUUGUUAAAUUGUUUGGUUUAAUAAAUUAAUGAGCGGUAAUCAUUAAUUUAUGAAAAUGAAAUUAAAUAAAUUGUUUAUAUUAAUGUUACUAGUUAGAUUCCAAAAGUUAAAAUUAUCUUACCAAAAUGUGUUUUAUACAUAGUGUGAUUUUUUAAGUAUGUUUUAAUUACUUCUAUUCAAAUUCAGAUUUUUUAAAUAAACCGAAUGUUAUUUUUUUUGAGAAUUCUUAUGUAUCUUAAUCAAAAUUCGAAUUAGUAUUCUCUUUUCAGAAUAAGAAAGGCACAGAGUGAUUGCCUGCUUUCGUCCAGUCAGAUGCUUCUCCCUCUGGUUCAGAACAAAGCCACACACAUGUGCACAAGUCAGCCACAUGCCCAAGUGAUACCUUAUGCUGAAUAGAGUUUAGUCUCGAGUUGUAUAAAAAUUUGUAAAAAUGAUCCUAGU